This is a messenger RNA of Suillus fuscotomentosus, 297 nucleotides long. RefSeq lists its product as uncharacterized. Lineage: Eukaryota; Fungi; Basidiomycota; Agaricomycetes; Boletales; Suillaceae. Bases 1 to 297 code for a protein of 98 amino acids. The record is from RefSeq and is a predicted model, not a curated record. The transcript has a single exon.
AUGUCACAUACCAUUGUGCGGAAGUACGUUGCAACAACGCCAGGCCUUGACGAAGCACGAGCACGACCAUCGACCAUCCGCGACAAGCGAUUCGAAAAUCAAACGCUGCGAAACAGGGACGAGCUGAUGUACAUUGACGUGUGUCAAGCUAUGAAUACUGGUGACAUAGGGAGAGUGGAAGCGUCGUUCUUACCGUGGAUCUACAUAUUCAAAGCCACGGGAAAGUACAAGUAUGCUUCCCAGAUGACGAGGUUUCUCAUAAACCUUCAGUUUAACUGGCCUGAAAAACUGAGGUGA